AUGAAAUCAAUCUUACUUUACACUUUCUAUCGUCCUCCAAAUUCUUCGUUGGAUUCCAUACAACAACUAAAUUCAUCACUUGACGACAAUCCUGAGUCCGCCUGCGUUCUUCUUACUGGGGAUUUCAACCUUGCGAUCGACUGGUCUCUGGAUCAUCCAAGUCCAACCAGCGCCGGAGGUCAUCUGGAAGACAAGUUCUGUGAGUUAGUUGGUGAUUAUUACCUUGAACAAUUAAUAUCCGGUUCUACCCAUCGUGAUGGUAAUAAACUUGAUCUACUGCUCUGCAACUACCCUGAACUUAUUAGGAAUGUAAUUACAACUUCUCCUGAACAAUACGGUUAUCCAACUGAUCAUUAUAUCUUAGAGUUCGCAAUUCAGCAGAAUUUUUCUCGGUCUCAACCAAUUAAACGGACAAUCUUUGAUUACGAGCGUGGAAAUUUCGAACAGCUACGGAAUGCUUUGAAUAAUACGACUUUCGAAGAUAUGCCAUCAGAAAAUAUUGACCAUCAUUGGAAUUGUUGGAAAGAAUGGUUUCUCACGCAUGUGAAAAAUUCUAUUCCUAUGAAAGUUGUGACAGACACAAACUCGCCACCCUGGAUCGACGGAGAGGUAAGACAUUUGUUGCGGAAGAAGUAUGCUGCGUUAAAAAGAUUUCGACAGUCACGAACAAAUGCUGGAAAACAAAAACUGCGAACUCUAUCUCAAUCUGUCAAAUACCUAGUCAGACAAAAACAUCGUGAUCAUCUUGAAAAAGUUAAAGAUUCCUUUGCUGAAAAUCCAAAGCUGUUUUGGAGAUACCACAAGUCAGUGCGUCGUCAUCGGGUGAGCAAUCGACCUGAAAUAGUUUUUAACGGCGAAACGUCAAAGACCGCAGCCCAUAAAGCAGAACUUUUCAAUACGUACUUCUCCUCUGUGUUUACAUCUCCUCGAUCAAGUACCAACCUAGAGGCUGUCACCCGUUCACCUCCAUUAAGAACUGAACUGCAACUUUCGGACAUAGUAAUCAGUGUAGACGAAGUUACCGAUUGUUUGAAAAGUUUGGAUACGUCGAAGGCAAGCGGUCCCGAUGGUAUACCAUCCCGGCUUCUAAAGGAAUGCGCUGGACAAAUAGCGCCAAGUCUAUGCGAUAUCUUCAACCACUCACUGCAAUCUGGUCGACUCCCUUCAGAGUGGUAAUCGGCAAACGUUACUCCGAUACACAAGAAACAACAAAAAGAACUCGCAGAAAAUUAUCGUCCUAUUUCCCUGCUCCCCAUUGUGAGCAAAGUUUUAGAACGGUGCCUUUACACUAACUUUUAUUAUCAUAUUUUACAUCUCAUCACUCCAUAUCAACACGGAUUUCUAAGAAAUCGCUCCUGCGUAACACAACUUCUAUCAGUAUUCCACACCAUUGGAAAAAAUCUGGACAAGAACACACAGACUGAUAUUGUUUACUAUUUGAUUCUGUUGACCAUUCUAUUCUUCUUCCGAAACUCAAAUGUUAUGGAGUGACUGGAAACCUUCUAGGUUGGUUUGCUGAUUACCUUAACAAUCGUCGUCAGAGAGUCGUUGUAGACUGUGUCGCAUCACGUUGGGCCCCCGUUAUAUCUGGAGUGCCGCAAGGGAGUAUCCUGGGACCUGUGCUCUUUGUAAUCUUUAUCAACGAUAUUCCUGAAGUGACUGAUGGAACAUCUCCAGCGCUGUUUGCAGACGACACGAAGGUUUACAAGGACGUAAGAUCGGUAACGGACUGUGAAAAGCUUCAGCAGACCUUAGACAUUUGGACUCAAGACAACAACAUAAUAUUUAACGCUUCUAAAUGUAAGGUACUGUCGGUGACACGUAAGAAAGAUCCAAUUACCUAUCCCUACCACCUCGGUCGAAAUUAUUUGUGGAGAGUUGAAAACGAGAAAGAUCUUGGAGUAACCCUCUCCUACAAACUUCACUGGGAGACUCACGUUAAUGAGAUCGUGUAG
Messenger RNA from Paramuricea clavata, 1955 nucleotides. NCBI's taxonomy places the organism in Eukaryota, Metazoa, Cnidaria, Anthozoa, Malacalcyonacea, Plexauridae. The record is from the annotation of a GenBank genome assembly.